CACGUAUUUGCUUUAAUGGCGGCCGUAAAUGUAUUGAAUAAGAUCUAAUGGCAAAACAAUGGCCUCUUAUAGAGAAUCAUUAAAGACGAAGGAAGCCCAGAACUGGGUAAAGGCCGCCCUCGCCCUCAACAUCACCAAGGACGGAUUGCAAGAUUUUCUGGAGGACGGACUGACAUGCGUUCACCAGGACAUCUAUAGCACCGUUAGAACAUCCAAGGGUCUUCCAUCCGGGGCAGCAUGUGUACAUUGUUUCACAGAAAACGUGUUGAAGUGCCCAACUCGUGGGAUAUGCACCAGUACUAGAAACUGUAGAUUUCAUAACUAUCCUCAAAAACUGUAUGCUCCUUGUCCAAAUGGGAUUUGUGAAGGCGUCCGUGAUGAAAUAGUUCAACAUCACAGGUUUUCGGGACCAUCAUGGAAGAAUACGAAUGCUGACAAAUGGAGCACCAUUCCCUGGGAGAUAGGCAAGUGUUUCUUGCCUCCUGAUGGCUACAAGACCAUGUCCUCCAUCAAAGACAGUGACUUUAACGGAGUGAUCAGCGUCAUGAUAAAUUGCAAGGUUUUCCAGAACAAACUGUCGUUUAACGUUGCGACACAGCCCAACUUAUUAACAGAGGUAAACAUAUUAAUCACACUAUGA
This is a messenger RNA of Mya arenaria, 640 nucleotides long. RefSeq lists its product as uncharacterized. The transcript has 2 exons. NCBI's taxonomy places the organism in Eukaryota, Metazoa, Mollusca, Bivalvia, Myida, Myidae. The record is from RefSeq and is a predicted model, not a curated record. The coding region runs from base 59 to 640 and encodes 193 amino acids.